AUGUAUUGGAUAUACCGCAUCGUCGCCGUCGCGAUUGCCUUUUCUGCCCUCGUCUAUGUCCUCUGGGCCGCGCCGCGCUACCUCGAUCCCAGCGGCAGUGAUCCCGUCAAGCAGGAGCGCGACCGCCGCUGGGUUAACACGAGCCCGUACUUUGUCGACCGUCAGGCCUGCAGCUGGCUGACCCUCUGCGGCCUUCACCACCUCCGUGCCGACCCGGCCAGCCGCGACUACAAGAACCAAGGCCAGCUCCGGCUCGACCCUCCGACGCCCGACGUCGGCCGCGGCGAGAAGCCUGGUUCCCGCGAUAUUCCCGACUACGUCUUCAAGCAUGCACCCAUCGUCCACCUCUACUCGGGCGAACAGUUCUGGCCCUCGGACAUGCGCGAUCACAUUGCCCACAUGGACGUCCAGCUCAACUCGGCUGUCCUCAACGACACUGGUCCCUGGGACCUCGAUAACAUGCGCCACCUCAACGAGCUCAACGGCAGCGUCUUCCUCCACAGCAAGAACAAUGUCGAAGACCGCCCUGCGUGGCUGCACAGCCGCUACAAUAUACCCUCGGCAUUUCCGACCGAUGCCGAGCCUGCCUCGGACGAGCCUGCUGUGCUUGACGAGGAUGCGUCCACCACGCCUCACCACCCACAUGUGAAGCCAUCCGACUUUGGCCAGUCGCGGGCCGUUCACGCCCAGCCGACGCUUCAAAAAGUACUCUCCGGCGGCAAACACAAGCAGACGCAGGACGAAGACGCGCAGGGCCACAAACCCGACGUCCAAGGCUACUCUGCCGCCCCGGCCGUCCUUGUCCUGGCCGACAAGGGCGAGGGUGUCGUCGAUGCCUUUUGGUUCUUCUUUUACUCGUACAACCUCGGCCAGACGGUCCUCACCAUGCGCUUCGGCAACCACGUCGCCGACUGGGAGCACUGCAUGGUGCGCUUCAAGGACGGCGUGCCGCAGGGCAUGUACCUCUCAGAGCACGAGGGCGGCCAAGCCUACGCCUGGGAGGCCAUGGAGAAGCGCAACACGACGUUCCGCGGCGUCCCCGGCGCGGCCGAGCGUCCCGUCAUCUACUCGGCGCUCGGCUCCCACGCCAUGUACGCUACGCCUGGUGUCCACGCCUACAUCCUCCCCUUUAAUAUGCUCAAGGAUGUGACCGACGAGGGCCCCCUGUGGGACCCGUCCCUCAACCACUACGCAUAUCACUACGACUACAAGUCUGACGACGACUUUCACCCCGAUAACGCCGGCGAGGUCAAGUCGAUUGUGGAUGCCGGCGACGAUAAGCCCCCCGAGACAUUGUCCCCGGCAGCCUCCAACCCGAACGCGCCGACGUCGUGGUUCCACUUCCGCGGCCGCUGGGGCGACGGCGUCUACCCGCUCGCCGACGUCCGUCAGUGGCGUCUGUUUGGGCAGUACCACUAUGUGUCGGGCCCGCAGGGACCGAAGUUCAAGAACCUCGGGCGCAAGAAGAUGUGUCUGGCCAAGAAGUGCCGCAUUCGCCAUGAGCGUGAUGGUUCAGGAACGUGGUACUGA
Molecule: messenger RNA, 1530 nt
Organism: Akanthomyces muscarius
Lineage: Eukaryota; Fungi; Ascomycota; Sordariomycetes; Hypocreales; Cordycipitaceae
Exons: 1
Coding region: 1-1530 (509 amino acids)
Source: RefSeq, a predicted model, not a curated record